CUCGCGCGAGAAUACUCGCGACAAUCUCGCGCGCCUUUACGUAUGCAACGUCAUCGUCCUCACUCGUUCCUGGCGGAAGGAAGUGGUCGCUGGUGACUGUGCAAAGAUGAAUACCAGAGGGCUUGGAUCUCAGCUGAAGGAUUGUAUUCCAGUUCCUGAUUUUUCAGCUGGUGGAGCAUUUGAAAGCCAUGAUCUGAUACAUAGAGGCUUUACAAAUCUGAAGAAUGAACUUUUUCCUGUUCAUCCUUUGGAGAUAUCAGAGAAAAAUUUUUCAUUAAGUCAAGAUAAGAUGAAUUUUUCUACUCUGAGAAAUAUUCAAGGGCUACAUGCACCACUGAAGUUGCAAAUGGAAUUCAAAGCAGUGAAACAGGUCCAGCAUCUUCCUUUCCUCCAUAGUUCUAACUUGUCGCUGGAUAUCUUGAAAGGCAACUAUGACUGCAUUGGUUUUGAGGAUAUUCUGAAUGACCCAGCCCAAAGUGAAGUAAUGGGAGAUCCUCAUCUGAUGGUUGAACACAAACUUGGUUUAUUAUAAUACACACAUACUCCAGCCUUCUAUACAUGAAAACGUUUCUUGCCUGUGUCCCUGUAGGUUCAAGUAAACCAUGUUAAAUGGCAGUCAUACAAUACUUGUUUCGAUACACAUAGCCUCUCAUCUACCUUAAUGAAAAAGGCACAUUAAAUGCUUAAAAUAUGGGUUUUCUUCUGUGUCUACUGUCAAUAUAAAUGUCUUGUAAUUGGUAUUUAAAAGUAUAUACAUAUAUAUAUAUAGCAGGAAAUACACCUCUGUAUUCAGGGCAAUAGCUGUUUCAUGUCUACACAUUAAAAAGUCUAUGGAAACAGGACAUUUUAGAUGAGGUUCUUGUAAAAGAACCUUUUGCCAUAUAUAACCCAGGUAUUUGCUGUUCAAUCCUUCUUUUUUUGUUCUUGAACUUGACAUGCCAUCUUUUAAAAACAAUAAAAAAAAGUUUCUAUAAA
Messenger RNA from Rhineura floridana, 975 nucleotides. It is a transcript of the gene POMP, whose product is annotated as proteasome maturation protein. Gene Ontology annotation, biological process: proteasome assembly. The transcript is spliced from 6 exons. Lineage: Eukaryota; Metazoa; Chordata; Lepidosauria; Squamata; Rhineuridae. The record is from RefSeq and is a predicted model, not a curated record. Gene Ontology annotation, cellular component: cytoplasm; nucleus. The coding region runs from base 107 to 532 and encodes 141 amino acids.